AGACCUGAAGGGCGGCCAUUUUGCUUUGCUUCCGCCCGUUAGUGACAACUGCAAUCCCCUGAAAAUCGUCGUCAUCGUUCGGUCUAUUUCUUAAUUUUCUCGUUAUCUCAAAUCGAUAAAGUCCUUUUUUUCACUCUUUGCCAACAUUUUGGCUUCAAAAACACUAUUUAGAGGAGGCGGCCGUGAUCAGCAGACUCAGGAUUUGAAAGAAGUUAUUAUUUAUCUAGGAUUACUCGAAGGAUACUACAAUGGGGACGAAAGAUGACGAAUAUGACUAUCUUUUCAAAGUUGUUCUAAUAGGAGACUCUGGGGUUGGAAAGUCAAAUCUUCUCUCAAGGUUCACAAGAAACGAAUUUAAUUUGGAGUCAAAGUCGACCAUUGGUGUAGAAUUUGCUACCAGAAGCAUUCAAGUGGAUGGAAAAACUAUAAAAGCCCAAAUCUGGGACACUGCUGGACAAGAAAGAUACAGAGCCAUAACAAGCGCGUAUUACAGAGGAGCUGUAGGUGCCCUUUUGGUGUAUGAUAUUGCGAAGCACUUGACCUAUGAAAAUGUGGAAAGGUGGCUGAAAGAACUACGGGAUCAUGCUGACAGUAAUAUUGUUAUAAUGCUAGUGGGAAACAAGAGCGAUCUUCGUCAUCUUCGUGCAGUCCCUACUGAUGAGGCAAAAGCCUUUGCAGAGAAAAAUAGUCUUUCAUUUAUCGAGACAUCAGCUCUUGACUCAACAAAUGUAGAGGUGGCAUUUCACAACAUUUUAACAGAAAUCUACCACAUUGUAUCCCAAAAACAAAUUCAUGAUUCACCUGGUGGUGAUGGGAGCCAACCAAGUAAUAAUGUGCAGCCCAUUAUCGUACAUCCAACGAAUGAAGAUGCUCAGAAAAAGAAAGUUCAAUGUUGUAAUGCUUAGUCAAGAAGAAACCUGAGUUGACUACUGUUGUCCAAAUACUCAUUGGGCUUUAAGCCCUGCUCUUUACUUACAGCAUAACAAAACCUUUUCAAAGGUGUUUCGUACACAUGUAUUUCCAUAGUACAUUAAUUUUAGAAAUAAAUAGUCCAGGACAAGACUGAAGAAAUUAUCGUUUAAUUCUUGUUGAAAAGCUGGUUAAGGAAAGGUUACCUUCAAUGUAUAGCUUUAUUGUAUAUGUACUUUGACUGAUUUUAAUGGUGGCAAUAUGUUUCAAAAUUGAGGAAACUCUGAAAUUCUGUCUGUGUGUGUAAAUUAAUAUGCAAUUUAAAUUGGCAAAGUGCAUGGUAGUAUGGCUCAAGUCUUGUGCACAUUUAUUCUUUUUUUGUUUUCCAUGCAUUUCUAAUUCAUGAUAUUUUGUACAUGUUCUAAAGACUACACAUUUCAAAGCUGAUGAGUUUACCAUUUAUUGUUCUACUCCCUCUGACUAGUGUUAAUCAAAUGUCAGUGAAUGCAGGAUGGGUAAAUCCUCAACUUUAAUAUUUGAAUGGAGUAAAUUUCAUCUUCAAAGUAUACCUUCUUUAAGCAAAUAAAUUUCCUUUAAUGCAUAGGUAUAUGUAUGGACUUAAGCCUGUCAGAGAAUGAUCAUAAAUUUCAUAUUCAUCA
Molecule: messenger RNA, 1568 nt
Organism: Pocillopora verrucosa
Lineage: Eukaryota; Metazoa; Cnidaria; Anthozoa; Scleractinia; Pocilloporidae
Product: ras-related protein Rab-11A
Biological process (GO): exocytosis
Cellular component (GO): recycling endosome; Golgi apparatus
Molecular function (GO): GTP binding; GTPase activity
Source: RefSeq, a predicted model, not a curated record